AUGGAGGGAAAGAGGUUGAGAUCCCAAUCACAGUCACAGAGCAUCGAUGUACUCACAAAAAUCAAAGAAUUCACUCGAGCUUUGGUUUCAGACAUCACCAACGGACGCUCACCGCUCAUUCUCAUUGAUCGCUUCAGAAAUUACUGCUCCUUUCCUAACUCCAACUGCUUUUGUGGCUCCGAUUUGCCGUGUGGAAAGGAAGUUCUCACACUCUCUAAGGAAACCCAUGUACGCAGACUAGAUGUCAUGUUGAGAGUGCUGCUGAUUGUUCAGAAACUUUUGCAAGAGAACAAGCAUAGUUCCAAGAGAGACAUUUAUUACAUGCAUCCAUCUGUAUUUUUGGAUCAGUCAGUUGUAGACCAUGCAAUUAAUGAUAUGUGCGUCCUUAUGCAGUGCAGUCGCCAUAACCUUAAUGUGGUUUCUGCUGGGAAUGGGUUAGUUAUGGGCUGGAUAAGAUUUUUUGAAGGAAAAAGGAUAUAUGACUGUAUCAGUUCUCCCAACACUGCCCACCCUGUUCCUGUUCAUGUUGAAGAAGUUGAAGAUAUCGUUAGUGUUGCUCAUUACAUAUUGGUUGUCGAGAAGGAAUCAGUUUUCCAAAGACUAGCAAACGACCAGUUCUGCAAUGCAAAUCAUUGCAUCGUCAUCACUGGAAGAGGCUACCCAGAUAUUCCUACAAGAAGGUUUUUGCGGCUUCUAGUUGAGAAUUUGCACAUUCCUGUAUAUUGCUUGGUAGAUUGCGAUCCCUAUGGCUUUGACAUCCUAACCACUUACAAAUUUGGUUCAAUGCAAAUGGCUUAUGACACGAAACAUCUUCGUGUCCCUGAGAUCCACUGGCUUGGAGCUUUUCCUUCAGAUUCUGAAAGAUAUUUUGUUCCAAAGCAGUGUCUCCUUCCUCUGACUGCUAAAGACAAGAAAAAAAUUGAAGCCAUGUUGCUUAGAUGCUACCUGCAAAGGGAGGUGCCACAAUGGAGGGUGGAGCUAAAGCUCAUGCUGCAGAGAGGAGUUAAGUUUGAGAUUGAAGCGUUAUCUGUGCAUAAACUUUCAUUCUUGUCAGAUUCUUACAUACCAUCAAAAAUUCAACGUAAAGCGAUUAUCUAGCAUGUUGGA
Messenger RNA from Gastrolobium bilobum, 1107 nucleotides. Its product is annotated as meiotic recombination protein SPO11-1. The record is from RefSeq and is a predicted model, not a curated record. The transcript has 15 exons. The coding region runs from base 1 to 1098 and encodes 365 amino acids. Gene Ontology annotation, cellular component: nuclear chromosome. Gene Ontology annotation, molecular function: DNA topoisomerase type II (double strand cut, ATP-hydrolyzing) activity; DNA binding; ATP binding. NCBI's taxonomy places the organism in Eukaryota, Viridiplantae, Streptophyta, Magnoliopsida, Fabales, Fabaceae. Gene Ontology annotation, biological process: meiotic DNA double-strand break formation; meiotic DNA double-strand break processing; reciprocal meiotic recombination.